Messenger RNA from Oncorhynchus tshawytscha (Chinook salmon), 3696 nucleotides. Its product is annotated as cytochrome P450 7B1. The record is from RefSeq and is a predicted model, not a curated record. Bases 1290 to 2561 code for a protein of 423 amino acids. NCBI's taxonomy places the organism in Eukaryota, Metazoa, Chordata, Actinopteri, Salmoniformes, Salmonidae. Gene Ontology annotation, biological process: cholesterol homeostasis; bile acid biosynthetic process. Gene Ontology annotation, molecular function: heme binding; oxidoreductase activity, acting on paired donors, with incorporation or reduction of molecular oxygen; iron ion binding. The transcript has 6 exons.
CACAAGCAUAGCAACAACAAGUAAGCCUGGGCUGAGACUUGUCAGCUUGAGGUCUCACAGAUAGCAGAUCGUCUCAUGACCCACUCUCUCCACACUAGCCCUGGGAUGGAUAAGCGCACAUAUUAGUUUAGCACUGACGUUGCACAGAUUAGUCUUGUUUUGUUGAUCUCAUGCAUUAUUUUGUGGCAAAGAAGACUGAUCUGUGCUGCACCAAGUCAGCUCCAGAGACACAGAUACUUCCUUGCAUAAGACGUGUUUCCAAAAACAAAUACACAGCAAAGGAAGGAUGAUGUAACAGUUAAUGUCUCACCAGCUCUACCUCCUAACUGGUCAAAUGAAUCCUGAUUGGUAAACAUAUCCCUAAGCUUCAAAGAUCAUAAUAUGAAGGGCAUUAUGAUUCUAUGUCAUGCAUAUAAAAGCGUUAUGAAUGCUACAUAUCACCCCUCUACGUAAAGUGUUAGCAAAAUAUUUGAUAAUAGCUUUUUGAAGCAGCUAGUUUUGUAUUAGUUUUCUGGCCACUUCUGCAAGAUCAUCCACAAUAAAGGAGAAAUAAUGUUCUGUGCUUAAGCCUAGCUUUAAAGUGGAGUAAAUAUUAGGCCUGUCGUGUGGGUGGGUGGGUGGAUGGAUGGAUAAGUCCUGUUGACAGGAUCAACAAAUUGCCCCCAGCAUUUCUUUAGGCCAAAUCUAAUGCAUGGUUGUUACUGCACCCGCCAACACCACAGUUAUUAAUAGCCCAUCAUGAGAUUUGUACCUUGUCCGGUCACUAGUCCAACGCUCUAACCACUAGGCUACCCUGCCGCCCAUUUCCUUGGGAAAAUAAUCAGCUAACUCUUCCUGGAAUCGCUAUGACAUUGCUAUGCAGGACUCACUCCUAUGUUGCCUUUGUAAUUGUUUCCCAUCUGCAUUCACUUAAGAUACAGCUGUUUGAGCUGGAUACUGUUUGUAAACCUGGAGUGAUUCCUGCUCUGUCAGCUAAUUCGGCCUGAGAUGAUGCUCUGUGUCAUGUCUGUGUUUUAAAUGAUUUCUUCAGUAUACCUUGCUGACCAGUAGCUGCUGUAUUUUUUUUGUUACACUGUAUGUGGUAAAGGAGAGUUGUAGCUGCUACCAAUCCACCUUGAAGUUUUGGGAGACCCCUGAUCACAUGGAGAGAUGGGGAGCCUCCACUUAUAAAUGGUUGGAUCCCAUUCCUUGGAAAGGCUUUGGAGUUUGGGAAGAAUGCACAUAGAUUUCUGGCAGCACAUAAGGAGAAACAUGGAGAUGUAUUUACUGUGCUGAUUGCUGGCAAAUACAUGACCUUCAUAAUGAAUCCGUUGCUGUAUCCGUAUGUCAUCAAACAUAAAAAACAGCUGGACUUCCAUGAGUUUUCUGACCAAGUGGCCCCCUUGACGUUCGGCUACCCCCCUGUCGGGAGCGGAAAGUUCCCCGGUAUGAGCGAGCACAUCCAGAGGUCCUUCCACCUUCUACAGGGCGACAACCUCAAUAACCUGACAGCGAGCUUGAUGGGAAAUCUCAUGUUUGUGUUCCGACAAGACUACCUUACUGGGGAGAGUGAGUGGAGGACUGAAAGUGUGUACCAACUCUGCAAUUCAAUCAUGUUCGAGGCUACUUUCCUGACCCUGUUUGGCAAACCUGCCCAUUCCAGCAGACACAGCGGAAUGGUGACGCUUCGAGAGGACUUUGUCAAGUUCGACACCAUGUUUCCCCUCCUCAUUGCCAGGAUCCCCAUCUCUCUGCUGGGAGGGACCAAGGCCACUCGGGAUAAACUGAUCAACUACUUCCACCCUCAGAGAAUGUCUGGAUGGUCCAACACCUCAGGGUUCAUAAAGGAAAGAGCAGCAGUGCUUGAACAGUAUGACUCCUUGGGAGAUGUCGAUAAAGCAGCUCAUCAUUUUGCCAUUCUAUGGGCGUCGGUGGGAAACACAGUCCCAGCCACCUUCUGGGCCAUGUAUUACCUGUUGACGCACCCAGAGGCCCUUGCAGUCGUGCGUGAGGAGAUCCAUGGUGUCCUGCAGGUCUCAGGAAUAGAAACACACCACAACAGAGACCUCACAUUCACCAGAGAAGAGCUGGACAGCCUACUGAAUCUGGAGAGCUCCAUAAAUGAAAGUCUGCGGCUGUCUUCAGCCUCCAUGAACAUCCGCAUGGCCCAGGAGGACUUCAGCUUGCGGCUGGAGGGAGAGCGCUCCAUUGGAGUGAGGAAAGGAGAUCUCAUCUCCCUGUAUCCCCAGAGCAUGCACAUGGACCCCGGGAUCUACGAGAAUCCAGAGAUCUACAAGUUUGACCGAUACAUCGAAAACGGAAAGGAAAAGACUGACUUCUAUAAGGACGGCCAGAAGCUGAAGUACUACCGGAUGUCUUUCGGCUCGGGCUCCACUAAGUGCCCAGGAAGGCACUUUGCGGUGAAUGAGAUAAAGCAGUUCCUCUCUCUGCUGCUACUCUACUUUGACAUGGAGGUGUUGGAGGGGCAGAAGCCGUGUACCCUGGACCCCAGCCGUGCUGGCCUGGGCAUCCUGCUCCCUACCAGUGACGUCCAGAUCCGAUACAGGCUACGUCGAUCCUGAGAGGAGGAGGACAUCUGUAUAUGAACAAACACUAGAGGGCUGAGCCCUGUGUGGCUAAUGGAUUUGAUUUCUCAUCGGAUGCAUCCCAAAUGGUACCCUAUUUAUUCCCUACAUAGUGCACUACUUUAGACCAGGAACCAUAGGGCUUUUGUCAAAAGUACUGCACUAUAUUGGCAAUAGGGUGCCAUUUGGGACACACGCAUGGAUUAUUAUUCACACAAGUAGCUAUUGACUGAACAGCAAUGCAUUGCUAAUUUGUCAAUGUAUUAUAUUAGGACAGACUCUAACAGUGGGCAGGAUUGGCGAAUCUGCUAGCUAGGGACCUUUGGUGUUUUAUUCCAUAGGACAGAAUGAUCCAUUAAUUGUUAACAGUUUUUGCUGUUUAUAACAGAUAGUAUUUUAUUUGAAUACUAAAAAUGUUUGCUUAUUAUGCCUUGCAUUAUAAAACCAUAUAUACCAGGGUAUAUAGGGGCCCUGGAUUAAUGUUGCAAAAUGAAAUAAUAUUUCAUUUAUAUAUAUUUUUUGAAAUAGGAACUGUCUGGGUCUCAACUUCCUGUUGAGUUAGAAUAUUAGAAUACACAAGGUGCAAUUUCAAAAUGUGUUUGUGCAUCAGCAGUUCACCUCUUAUGUCAGUCACUCAAUUAGCUCAUGUCAGCAAUACAUUUUUUGGAUUGGUAAGUUAGUCUAGCCAGCUAUCUUGACCUGUAGUAAUCGUGGUUGAAUUACCGACCGGGGCCCCCAUUGAUUUUGUUAUUCACUCUCACUCAGAUAUCAUAUUAAAAACGGCAACCAUUUCUCUCCACCACAUGACAAAAUGUGUAGAAUUGCAGGAAAUGAACUCAAAUUAUUUUACAUUUUUUCACUGUCAAAGUUGCCCAUCCCUGAUCUAUACUGUACAACAGUAGUUGAAUCAAAUAGUUGAACUAUAUUACAGGGUAAAAGGACAAUGUGAUAAAAGCUUUAUGUAGUAAAUAUGGUGGUGUCCCUAAAACAUGACUGAUUUUAUUAGUUUCAUUUUUCUAUAACAUUAACCAAAUAACCAACCAUUUAAGUUAUACAUUCAAAUGUCUUUCCUAUUUCAAGAGUCCUACAGAGUAUUUACAAUUCAUGAAAUAAAUUACAACUGGACAAAUCA